Messenger RNA from Microthlaspi erraticum, 255 nucleotides. NCBI's taxonomy places the organism in Eukaryota, Viridiplantae, Streptophyta, Magnoliopsida, Brassicales, Brassicaceae. The record is from the annotation of a GenBank genome assembly.
AUGGAGGUGGGAACAGUUCUUGCUCAGUAUCAUUUCAUUGUCUUUUCUCCUGUGAUUUUGGAUCUGCUGGUUUCCAAGUUUGACAAAACCGGAGGCAAGAGCAAGGCCAUCGAAUAUGACAAUUUCAUUGAGUGCUGUCUCACUGUUAAGGGACUGACAGAGAAGUUCAAGGAGAAGGACACAGGAUACUCAGGCUCUGCUACUUUCAUGUAUGAGACCUUCAUGCUCACUGUCCUCCCCUUCCUCAUCGCAUAA